UGCUUUAGGGCGGGGCUACCUUGUGAUUGACAGGUCGCUACCAGAGCCAUAAGCGUCUUCUCUAUCCCCAAAUAUGGUCCCUUACGUUCACUGGUUGCAAAAAAACAGGAUGGCAACUGGAGGCUUCCAGACCUCAGUCCACAAACCAAUGGGUGACGUCCCGUGACGUCAAGACGACUAUGUCCACUUCUUAUAUGCAGUCUAUGUGCUCUACAUGGUAGGGAGGAGGUUGGCUUGGAUGGAUGGUCAAAAAAACACAGGACUUUUACCCAGCAGACCGACAUUCUUGUUCCGUGUGAAACCAAAAUCAAGUUGACUUAUUUUAAGUAACAUAUGUAAGUUGAGUUAUGUAACGCAACAUUGCGCAACAUGCUAAACUUAUGUUGCAUAGGUAACAUAAUCUACUGAACUACGUAAAAAACAACUAAUUUUAAUCCAAAUCACAAUCUUCCCUUUAACCUAACCAAGUUGUUUUCUGUUUAUUUUGAGAAAGACAGUGUAUGCAUGUAACAAGCAGAACUUUACGCAUGCGAAACUGAUAGUAGAGGGCUACCUUCUGUUGAGCAUUAGUUUGAAGCGUAAGACCAAUGACCAAACUGCCUUAUUUAAUGAAUUAGGAGUGAGAAAGUAUUGACCCUGGAAGAUAUUCAUGGUGUUGUGCCAAGUAUGAAAAUUGAACUUGAACUUAACAUCCUGCCUAUUGGCAUUAUAGGAGAGAUGGGGCAUAACAUAUUCACUGUGAUCCUCUGAAAUUUAAGUAAUUUCAGGUUCAUUCCAUUUUACUCAUCGUCCUUUGCAGCAUGUGGUCUUUAAUAUACAUCGAAAUUCAGCAGGACAAUCACAAAAGAGAAUACCAGAACCCACCUGUAGCUGACAUUACAAUGGCCCAGUUGAUGAACUUUCACACUGAACUGAUUAAAAAGAAAACUCCUCCACUUUAAGAUCAAGGGUGUUGUUUUUUUGUAAAAACUAUAGUUAAGUGCAGCUGCAGCAUUUUACUGGGGUGGGGGUUAAAAACGACUCACAUUGCUCUGGAUGUCAGAAUCACCCCACCUGCCCUAAAGGGCAUCCCAAAGGGGCUCCAGAGUGUAUAUAUUGAGUAUAUACAGUUUUAUUGCUGUGGGUGCACUUCACACGUUUCACCUGUGACCUGUGAGAUGACCCCGGUGACAUCGUCCGGGGUCAUCUCAGGGAGUAAUAACCCUUAAGAAACACAGCAGUCAGACAGUUAGCCACAGCUAUUUGUAAGAGAAAGGGAAAAUGAACGGCAAAAUGAUGACCUACAUUGCUUUCUGUUAUUGUCAACAUAUUAGAUACGACUUUACCUCCAAAUAAGUACUUUCUGUAAUCUGGUUUUACAACCUGUCUCAUCGUCUGUUUCUUCUCCUGUCAAGCUGCGUUGUAGUAACGUCACAAAGGCAUGGAGUCACACCACUCGUUAAUGUAACACUUGGCCCAGGUAGCCAAUCAAAUCAAGCAAGAGGCGGGCUUUACUACCUAACCACUUCCUUUCUCUUAUUAUGCCAGUAGAACGUUAAGUAGGAACGUUAGUACAGUGGCAAAUACAGACGAAAGGCUGAUAUUAGCUGUAUUUAAUGAGGAUGAACUUGGUGUGAUCGUGGCCAAAUAGUUGAUUAAUGAUUUUGAAUGUGAUUUUUUUAAUUUUUUCAGAAAAGUCACACCUCCGUCCUUUAUCUUGCACAGGUGGAAUGGCUGAAAAACGAAGAGCUGCUGACUUCCCUGACCGACGACAACAUUGACACCCGCGCCGACCACAACCUCAUCAUCAACGAGGCGCGACUGUCCGACUCGGGCAACUAUACCUGCCUGGCCAGCAACAUCGUGGCUAAGAGACGCAGCGCCACGGCCACUGUGAUAGUCUUCGUGAACGGUGGCUGGUCCCUGUGGACGGAGUGGUCGCCCUGCAAUGUGCCGUGUGGGCGGGGUGUCCAGAAGCGAUCUCGAACCUGUACUAACCCGGCGCCUCUCAACGGCGGGGCUUUCUGCGAGGGCAUGUCUGUACAGAAGAUCACCUGCAACGCACUCUGCCCAAUUGACGGAGGCUGGGACAAGUGGAGCGAAUGGACCGUGUGCAGCAGCCAGUGCGAGAAGCUGCGGAGCAGGGAAUGCAACUCCCCAGCACCCAGACACCGAGGCAAGAUGUGCGAAGGGAACAGUGAGGCCACUGAGAACUGCACAGAUGGACUGUGUACCCAGAAUCGAAAGCUGCUACAUGAUGUUAAACCUCAAAGUAUGGACAGCUCCAAUGACGUCGCCCUGUACUCGGGCCUGGGAGCCGGCAUCAUUGCCGUGGCGAUCCUCGUGGUGGCCGUCAUGCUGUACAGGAAGAACCACAGCGAGUACGGCGUGGAUGUCAUCGACUCCUCCGCGCUCACCGGGGGUUUCCAGUCCUUCAACUUCAAGACCACCAGACAAGGUAAGAGAAAGAGAGAGGGCCAUCGACUCCACACCGGUGACCACGAGGCCAAAAAGGCAGCGUCAUCAAUGCCCUCCGCGACAGGGCCACGCCGGUGAUUGAUGCCGUUUGCUUGCAUCUGGCGGCAUGGCGUGCAGCCUCCAUAUCUGCUUAGGAUCUAUACUUCCUCAACCAGUGAAAGGACCUGUCGUAUUUUGACAGACCUGCUUCUCUGUUGUCGUGAAACAGACGAUAAUCAAUAUUCAACGGCGACCGGCGACGCUCCACCCCCGCGCCACGGACCAUGCAUUUGACUGGCAACUAGUCUCCUCCGUCAGAUUACACUGGCCUAAACCACUGAUGGAUCAAUGUGAGGGGUAUGGAACGGUGAACAUCAAUUCAAUUUUUUGUUGUGCACAGCAAUAACUUCUGUUGGUGAUGCGACUGGGGCUGUCCCCGCAGGCCCUGCAGGCAUUCACAUUACUGUCACUGACAUUUCUGGGUUAGCUCAAGUGAUAGCCAUCGUGGCGACGGGCGAUACAUCUUCGCCUCGGUCACGAGCACUGCCGGGGGCCCACACUCUGCCCUCGGCUCCCCUCCCCCCCAAGGCCCGAGAGUCGGUCGAGGGGUGGGGGGGAUUGGGAGGUGGUAGGAGCCGGGUCUACAUUCAGCAGGUCAUCAAUCCUAUUUAAAUAGGCCAGCCUACCUGCUUUGCCUUCCACCGGCUACAAUCACUCCUUUCCAUUUUCCUCUCCGUGGCUCCCCGUAAAAUGUGGAACACUUCGUCAGCCCCACUUUGCUCUGGAGGAAGUUGUUGAGGCAUUUUAUAUUAGCCUACUUCUGCAGUGAUUGCAUUGUUUUUAGCUGUCCUUUUCAUAAACAUAGCAGGAAGGGGGGGGUCUCUAA
Molecule: messenger RNA, 3322 nt
Organism: Anarrhichthys ocellatus (wolf-eel)
Lineage: Eukaryota; Metazoa; Chordata; Actinopteri; Perciformes; Anarhichadidae
Product: netrin receptor UNC5D-like
Exons: 5
Coding region: 2014-2535 (173 amino acids)
Cellular component (GO): cell periphery
Source: RefSeq, a predicted model, not a curated record